UAGGCGCUGCGCUGUCUAAUUAAACCCCUACCACGUAAUCCCAACGAAACCAUCCCCCCCGUUUAAAUCCACUCCAACGGCGCUCACCAGUUAAACACACUGUCCUCCACUGCUAUCCCGUCCAAGACCCGGCCUCUGUAGGAGAGGAAACGUCAGCAGCAGCCGCUCCGCAUCGCAGCACCAUCACUGCUGCCUCUCGACUGCGCUGUGACAUGGUUUGCAGGACUCGGCUGCUGUAGCCAAGAGCCACUUAGUCAGUCAGUCGGUCGGUCGGUGUGUGUGGAUGUGUGUAAGUGUGCAGUAAGAAGCAGUAACGACAGUAGUAAGCAGACGAAGAUCUCGGUCGGUCUGGCCACACUAUUCCUCAGCGGCACCGGAGGAAGGAGCGAGCCGAGCAUCUCUGCAUCUUUAACCCGGCUGUCCUGCACACCGGCCCCGCUGAUCCGGACCAGGGAUACCCUCCUCCUCCCCUCCACAGAGACUACCUCGGCUUUAUCGGGUGUGAAAAGCGGCCUGGCUAGUGUUAUAGUCACUGUUGUCGUGAAGGAAACCAAGACUCCUCUCCCGCAGACAUGGGGAAACAGAACAGCAAGCUGCGGCCAGAGAUGCUGCAGGACCUCCGGGAGAAUACUGAGUUCUCUGACCACGAGCUGCAGGAGUGGUAUAAGGGUUUCUUGAAGGAUUGUCCCAGUGGUACACUGAACGUGGAGGAGUUCAAGAAAAUCUACGCAAAUUUCUUCCCCUACGGUGAUGCCUCCAAGUUCGCUGAGCAUGUCUUCCGAACCUUUGACACCAACGGCGAUGGUACGAUAGACUUCCGGGAGUUCAUCAUUGCCUUGAGCGUGACGUCACGAGGCAAGCUGGAGCAGAAGCUGAAAUGGGCUUUCAGCAUGUAUGACCUUGACGGAAACGGGUACAUCAGCCGUGAGGAGAUGCUGGAGAUUGUGCAGGCCAUUUACAAGAUGGUGUCAUCUGUGAUGAAGAUGCCAGAGGAUGAAUCCACGCCGGAGAAGAGGACAGAUAAGAUCUUCAGACAAAUGGACCUCAAUAAUGAUGGCAAAUUGUCCCUGGAGGAGUUUAUCAAAGGUGCCAAAAGCGACCCGUCCAUUGUCCGGCUACUCCAGUGCGACCCCAGCUCGGCCUCACAGUUCUGAACCCCACUGCCCUGCUGCAACCGUUUUCUUCCUCACCCUCUCUGUUGCUAUUGAAACAGUCACUCAAAUCAAUGCAUGAUGGUUCUAGUCUCUUAUAUCAUAUUUUAUUGUUUGGUUAUUGUGUGCAAAGAUGGGGGAGGAAUUUUAAGGGAGCUAAGAAAAGUCAUCUCUAUCAGUUUCAUUUUUAUAUUUUGGGAAAACAAAUGGACAUGUGCACAUUUAAUGAUUGGUCGACGGUGGCGUCCGCUUAUGUUUCCCAACUAUCUCUCUCUCUCUCUGGAACAUUGAGUUUCCAGGCAUCUGGUGACAAAGUAUGGAUGUUUUUGCAGGGUGGGGAUGUCUCAGUUUGUCCUCCAACACACAUGUAUAUCAUGUAUAUACUGUACGUCUAUAUAUAUCAUAUGAUGAAGUACAUUUGUCUUCAUGUAUGGUGCACACUUUCUGGUACUGAAAGGCAGUAUUAUGUAGCGUAGCUUCCUGGUCUGAUCCGAGCGAGUGA
Molecule: messenger RNA, 1653 nt
Organism: Scatophagus argus
Lineage: Eukaryota; Metazoa; Chordata; Actinopteri; Scatophagidae
Product: hippocalcin-like protein 1
Exons: 5
Coding region: 573-1154 (193 amino acids)
Molecular function (GO): calcium ion binding
Source: RefSeq, a predicted model, not a curated record